AUGCGGGCCUUUUCAUUCCUCGCUCUCAGCAUAAACGCUUUGGCAUGGGCGACGAACGCCGCUGAUCCUCCAUCUUGCGAGGGUACUACUUCAGCUUCCUCGGCACCCUACUGCCCACCGCGUCCGGCCACACCCGAGGAGCAAAGGGCGAUCCUCGGAGAGUUCAUGGAGGCUUUCUACGAAGAGCGAAACGCCACGAAGGCCCUUCUCAACCACGUCGCCGAGGAUUACAUCCAGCACAACCCCAACGCGCUCUCCGGCCGCCAGAACACGCUCAACGUCCUGGCGCCCUUUGUCUCCCCGAGCUCGGUCAACAACACAAUCAUGCACACGGCCCUGGAGAACAACACCGCUUACAUUCACUACCGCAUGGACUUGGCGGGGGGAGGGGAGCCCUUCGCGGUCGUGGAUGUGUUCAGGUUCGACGGUACUUGCAUCAUGGAGCACUGGGAUGUGGCGCAGCAACGCCCAGUCAAUGCCACCAACCCGAUCGCAAUGUUCUAG
Messenger RNA from Colletotrichum higginsianum IMI 349063, 504 nucleotides. Its product is annotated as Snoal-like polyketide cyclase family protein. NCBI's taxonomy places the organism in Eukaryota, Fungi, Ascomycota, Sordariomycetes, Glomerellales, Glomerellaceae. The record is from RefSeq and is a predicted model, not a curated record. The transcript has a single exon. Bases 1 to 504 code for a protein of 167 amino acids.